Brassicogethes aeneus is the source of this 864-nucleotide messenger RNA. Lineage: Eukaryota; Metazoa; Arthropoda; Insecta; Coleoptera; Nitidulidae. The record is from the annotation of a GenBank genome assembly.
GAAAAAGGUGAAGCAAUAGAGAAAAAUACAGCCAAUAUAUAUAUAAAUGGUAUAUAUCAUGCCUCAAUUGUAUUAUAUACUGCGGGAUAUGGGAGAAAUAAACCAGCUGACUACUUAGAGGACCUAUUUAUUUGCGUCAGUUGGUAUAUGUCCAGACUAUUCUUUAUAUUUGUUCUAGCAUGUUUUAUGGAAAGUAUAAAAGUCUCUACAUCAUCAAGAAGCAGAUACUUGGCCUUAGAACAUGAACUUGAGGAAUACAUGAGACAUAAACAAUUACCGUCAUAUAUGAGAAACAGAAUAUAUACAUACUACGAAUUUAGGUUUCAAAAACGGUAUUUUAGAGAAGAUGAGAUUUUAAAUACCAUUUCGGGGCAACUUAAACAAGAGAUAAACAUGCAUGCUUGUAAAAAGUUAGUUGAAAAUGUGUCUUUCUUUAGAAACUUACCAAUGAACUUGUUGGUUAGAAUAAUUUCUUGCUUGCAAAUUCAAGUUUUCUUGACCAAUGACGUCAUAAUUCGGUCUGGAACACCUGGUAAAUGUAUGUAUUUUAUUUCCACUGGAACCGUAGCAGUAUACACAAAGUCCGGAAAAGAGAUUUGUCACUUAAAAGACGGUGAUCAUUUUGGCGAGGUAUCUUUGUUAUAUAAGGAUACUCUAAGGAUAGCAUCAGUAAUUUCGAUAGAGAUAUCGGAGAUUUAUACGCUGGAUAAAAAGGACUUCGUUAAAGCGAUUUAUCCGUAUCCGGAUUUGUUAUCCAAUAUCCAGAACAUUGCGGCAGAUCGCAUGGAAACCGCCUUUAUGUUAGAUGAACAUAAUAAAAGUGAGUUGGCGCAAAGAAAAAUAUUGUAUGACAUGGACCACUGA